AUGAAGCUACCACUGGAAGAAAAAUGGGAGGUUGCCAAGAAGGCAUACGUGUGUUUUCGAUGCCUGAGCUCCACACACCGGGGUUUCAACUGCCGCGCGAAACCAUGUGGAAAAAACGGGUGCAGAGGAUCACAUCACAGGCUCCUCCACCGAGACAAGGAAGGCGAGAAGGAGUCGGCCGAGCCUAAAGACACACAACCCACGAAUACACCACAGCAAGCUAAAGACAAGCAGACGCACUCAGUGAACACCCUGUGCACCAUGAAAGGAUACCUGAAGAUAGUGCCGCUGAAGUUAUACGGCCCGAAGAAUACUACUGAAGUCUACGCCCUGCUGGAUGAAGGAGCCACCAUCACACUCAUAGAGGAAGAAGUGGCCGACUGCAUCGGAGCCACCGGUCCAAAGGAAGGUCUAUGCAUAGAAGGCAUCGGCGGACAUCGAAUGAACGAGCCCGACUCAAGGCGGCUGAAACUGAAGAUUCAAGGAAGAUACGCACGAAACAUUGAAAAAAUGAAUGCCUACACGAUUUCGAAGCUGAGCAUUUCGUCACAAAUGGUGCCACACACACUAAUAGAAGACUGUCCGCACCUAUCCGACAUCGCCGACGUGAUUACCUACGACAACGUGCGGCCGAGAAUAGUGAUUGGACAAGACAACUGGCAUCUAAUCAUAUCACAAGACGUGAAAUCCGGAGACCGAAACAAACCUGUAGCCUCACUCACAAGACUAGGCUGGACACUACACGGUUGUGCAACAUUCAGCACAAGACCAGUGAUAGCCGUGAACCACAUACGAACCACUCGCGAAGACAAGAUGGACGAGCUAAUCAAACAUCACUUCAGCAUCGAGUCUCUGGGCGUAACUCCCAAAACGCCUUCAAAUGACCCCGAGAAGAAAGCCAACGAGAUACUGGAAGCAACAUGCCGACGACUACCCGAAGGCCGACUCGAAGCAGGUCUAUUAUGGAGAACUCCGAAUGAAACUAUGCCAAACAACCGCGAAAAUGCAAUGAAGCGACUAAUCGGUAUAGAAAAACGACUGAAGAAAGAUGAAAAGCUGAAAUGCGAGUAUGAGAAGCAAAUAAGAAACUUACUCGACAGUGACUACGCUGAACCAGUACCUGGACCGUCUACAUCAUCGAGAACCUGGUACUUACCUCAUUUUGCCGUCGUGCAUCCCCAGAAAGGGAAGGUUCGCCUGGUGUUCGACGCAGCCGCAAGAAGUGGCGGAAAAUGUCUAAAUGACGCGCUACUGACUGGACCCGACCUACUCCAAUCAUUAUUCGGAGUACUACUGCGAUUCAGAGAGGGACCGAUAGCAGUCGUGAGUGACAUCAAGGAAAUGUUCCUCCGCAUUCAAGUGUGCGAGCAAGACAGAGAUAGUCUCAGAUUCCUGUGGAGAGAAAAGGACAGCGAGAAGCCGAAAGAAUAUCGAAUGAAAUCACUCAUAUUCGGCGCAGCAUCGUCACCGUGCACCGCAAUAUAUGCAAAAAAUCGCAACGCAGCCGACUUCAAAGAAAAAUACCCAGAGGCGGUACAAGCCAUAGAACGCAACCACUACAUGGACGACUACCUACAAAGUUUUCAGUCUGAAGAAACCGCGAAAAGUGUCAUCUCAGAAGUCGACUACAUACACAAACAAGGCGGAUUUCUACUCAGAGGAUGGGCUAGCAACAGGCCACAAAUAUUAGAACAGUUCCCCGAAGACGUGCGAAACAACGGUUCUAUCGACCUGGGAAAAGAUAGCGAACAAGUCGAGAAAACACUGGGACUCCGAUGGAACGUGUCUUCAGAUCAACUCAACUUCACGCUGAACCUGCGAAACACACCGUCUGACGCCAUAGAGGGCACGAGACCGCCAACGAAACGCGAGGCAACAAGCGCAGUAAUGUCCGUGUUCGACCCGCUCGGGCUGGCCUCGCCGAUAACUGUACAAGGAAGAGCUAUGCUGCAAGAUGUAUGCCGCACGGGCAUCGGAUGGGACGAGCCUCUGAAAGAAAAUGAAGAACGAAAAUGGAAAACGUGGCUGCAAGACCUGAAAAAGCUACAAGACCUGAAUAUACCUAGAUGCACUACAACGAAACUAACUGAAGGCGAAAUUCACGUAUUCUGCGACGCGAGUGAAAAGGCAUAUGCAACAGCAAUAUACUGGCGAGCAAUACACCCCGAUGGUCACGUCGAAGUAAAGCUGUUGUCAGGAAAGUCACGGGUGGCACCACUCAAGCCCGUGUCUAUCCCACGCUUAGAACUGCAAGCUGCACUACUGGGCUGCCGCCUAGCCGCCACAGUAACAAAGGAAACGGACUUAACAAUAAACAAGUCUACCUACUGGACCGACUCGAGAACUGUCCUCGCAUGGAUAAAGUCGGACCCGAGAACAUUCAAGCCCUUCGUCGCACACCGACUAGCCGAAAUUGAAGAUCACACGAAGCCAACUCAGUGGAGAUGGAUACCUACUGCUCAGAAUGUCGCAGACGACGCUACACGAAACGCGCCCUCUCACUUCGACAUACAACACAGAUGGUUCACAGGCCCACCGUUCCUCUACUGUGAUGAAUCAGAAUGGCCAGAAGACAAGAGCUCUCCCAACAUACCAACUACCGGUGAAGAAAAACCAAACUGCGCCCUGCACGUCAUCAACACUGAAGAACAGCUCAUCAAACCUGAAAAGUUUUCAAAAUUCACGCGACUGCUACGAGCGACCGCCCGCGUGUUUCAAGCCGUCGACAUAUUCAAGAAACUAAUUAAAUCAAGAAAAAAUCAAAUUCAAGUAACUAAGAAAAUUACACAAGAUACCACUUGGCGUAUCAAGAAGACUGCCAAAACCAUCCCGCGCAAAAUUGUUCCUACUCAACAACGGAGCACAAUAAAUUACGUGAUACUUACGCAAGAAUACCUAAACAAAGCUGAAAAAUACCUAAUCCGCAAGAUACAAGACGACUGCUUCAAGAGCGAAAAACAUCACCUGAAAAAUAACACCAAAAUACCUAAAAGCUCAAAACUGAAAAACCUGACGCUCACGCUGAAAACUGAAGACGACAUAAUAUACCUAUCAACGAGAGUCGGCGCCGCUCCAUACCUACCUCACGACUACAAGAACCCCGCCGUGCUCGAUGGAAGUCACUACGUCACGCUCCUACUCAUCGAAGAGAAACACCGACAACUUCACCAUGGCAACCAUCAAACAGUCAUGAAUGAGAUAAGACAACGAUACUACGUGACGAAAUUACGUAACUCCGUGAAGAAGAUAACAAGAGAAUGCCUAACGUGCAAAAUACGCCGACAGAAACCACAGAGUGCUCCCCUGGGCGACCUACCUAAAGAAAGACUGAAUAGGUAUCAACGGCCCUUCACAUGUACCGCCGUGGACUACUUUGGCCCAAUGACUGUGACAGUUGGAAGACGUCAUGAAAAACGCUGGGGUGCAUUAUUCACAUGCCUGACUACGCGCGCAAUCCAUCUAGAGUUGGCCAACUCACUCUCAACCGACUCUAUGAUACUGGCGCUGAGGCGAAUGGCUGCCCGCAGAUCGACCCCUGCAACAAUAUACAGCGACAACGGAACUAACUUUGUGGGUGCGAACAAAGAACUUCAAGAACAGCUGAAAAGUCUAUCACAAACAGACUUAGUACGAGAAACUGAAAACUACGGAAUCACGUGGAAAUUCAUCCCUCCCGGGGCCCCACACAUGGGCGGAGCCUGGGAACGCCUCGUACGCUCCGUGAAGACAGCACUAGCAGCAACUCUGAAUGAAAGAUCGCCCAAAGAAGAGGUGCUUCACACACUACUCCUGGAAGUCGAACAUGUGACAGCACAGAUAGAGUAG
Messenger RNA from Plutella xylostella (diamondback moth), 3825 nucleotides. RefSeq lists its product as uncharacterized. Gene Ontology annotation, molecular function: nucleic acid binding; aspartic-type endopeptidase activity. NCBI's taxonomy places the organism in Eukaryota, Metazoa, Arthropoda, Insecta, Lepidoptera, Plutellidae. The record is from RefSeq and is a predicted model, not a curated record. Gene Ontology annotation, biological process: proteolysis; DNA integration.